AUGGUCCUCGAACUUUCCAAUGCAAGUCUUGUUGAUGUCGACCGGAUUGCCGACAUCCACCUUGCAGCUUUCAGCUCCAAUAUUCUCCUCCAUGCUCAGUUCCCAACCGUCCCAAGUCUCGCGUCAUUGCGAUCUGUUCUAAUUCAAGAGAUGCUACACGCCAUUGAAACCACUGAGACCGCCAGAAAGGCUGUGUUGGUGGUAAGAGACUCAGAGGCCAAUGGCCAAAUCAUAAGCUUUGCGAAAUGGGAUUUGCCUGGCGUUCUGCAGGACCCCAAGUCACACGUUCUUUGGCACGAGGAUGUGAGGCAGGAAUAUCUUGAAGAUUACCUUGGUUUAGCUGGAGCUGCUAAAGACAGAGUGAUCGGGGAUGCGGCAUGCUAUCGACUCACCUUCAUCGGCACCGAUCCUGCCUUUCAAGGACGGGGCGCCGCAAGCCUGUUGACCGAAUGGGGUCUUUCAAGGUCCAAGCGGGACAAUAUCCCGAUAUAUCUUGAGAGUACGACUACUGCUUUACCUUUGUACCGAAAGCUCGGUUUCGUCGCACUUGAUGGGUUUUCCAUGACCCUACCAGGAGCAAUAGUAGAGGAGGGCCCAAAAGUCUAUGAGGAAUUAUGCAUGUUACGCUCGUGGGAUGACGAUCAAAUGUCAGGGAUGGAUCGCUGGGACUCAAGUCUCAAUAUCUCAAGCCUUACGACGGAUUAUGAAAUUGGUAUCAAGCCUCAGCAUGUAGUUCAAGCUGUCUAUGACCGCAUUGAUGCGUACAAUGAAGUUCAGUCGUCCGUAUGGAUCUACCUCCACCCUAUAGGCGAGGUCAUGAAGGCUGCACAUGGGCUCUAUACCCGCUGGCCAAAUCCCACGAACCGGCCGCCGCUUUGGGGGAUCCCUUUCAGUGUCAAGGAUAACAUAGAUGUUGCCGGUAUACCUACGACGGUUGGCUGUCCAGCUCUCGCUUUCACACCUACUUCCUCUGCGCCCGUCUAUCAACGCUGUAUCGAUGCCGGUGGCCUCUUCAUUGGCAAGACAAAUAUGGAACAACUUGCUACAGGAAUGACGGGCUGUCGAAGUCCGUAUGGAACUCUCCAUUCAACCUUCAGCGACAGCCAUAUUGUUGGUGGGUCCAGCAGCGGUAGUGCUGUUACUGUGAGCGGUGGACUAGUGUCAUUCUCUCUGGGCAGUGACACGGCCGGGUCCAUUCGGUUGCCAGCGUUAUACAAUGGAGUUGUUGGUUUCAAGCCUACGAAGGGCACGGUUUCUACUUCAGGUGUCUACCCAGCUUCUCGACAUCAAGACUCCGUCUCCUUUUUGGCCGCCAAUAUCCAUGAUGCGGAAACCGUUUGGAAAGUUUGCAGGGGCUUUGAUAAACGCGACGUCUUCUCCAAGCGACCGUCCCUAUCAUAUCCACAAUGUCAUUCUGGAAAAGUGUCAUCUGCCCACUUCGGUGUCCGUUUCGGUGUCCCGCCUAAUGCAGCUCUUGAACAAUGCAGUCCCGAGUACCGCAGGAAAUUUGCGCAGGUCGUUGAAAUCCUCAAGGCGAGAGCUGGAGAGCCCGUGACCAUCGACUGGGCGCCUUUUUCCUCUGCGAAUGACUUAUUGUACAGCAGCUCCUUCGUCCUUGAACGGCUCACAAUUCUGCCUGGCGGUUGGUUCGAAGAAAAUAAGCAGUUACUACAUCCAGUCACCAAGCAAGUCCUUGAAGGCGCCUUAACACGGAAUAGUUCGGCAGUAGAUCUCUUUCGUGAUCUGCACAAGCAAGCCGAAUGUAAGAGGGCCGUGGAGGAAAUGUUAGCUUGUGACCAUGAUGCACCCGCAGAUGAAGAUAUCUUCAUGGCCGUGGUGGUUCCAACCGCACCCUUCCAUCCCACCAUCGCAGAGGUUGAAGACGAUCCGAUUGGACUCAACGUAAAGCUGGGAGCAUUUGCUCAGUUUGCCAAUGUCCUCGAUCUGGUUGGUGUCGCCAUUCCAUGUGGAACCUAUGACACCGAUGACACCGCAGCUACUGGAGUUAGAAAGACAACAUUGCCAUUUGGCGUGACUAUCCUGGCAGGCGCUGGGUUCGAUGAGCAACUUUCAAUACUGGCCAAGGACUUGGAAGAGGUCUUGGGCGACCUACAUGACGAGGGGCAGGUGGUUGAUGAUUCGAUUAACUUGGAAAGUCCCCCAACCACGUCGGGGGAACCGGGACCUCGAGAUAUUUAA
Venustampulla echinocandica is the source of this 2199-nucleotide messenger RNA. Its product is annotated as Amidase signature enzyme. The coding region runs from base 1 to 2199 and encodes 732 amino acids. Gene Ontology annotation, molecular function: acyltransferase activity, transferring groups other than amino-acyl groups. The record is from RefSeq and is a predicted model, not a curated record. Lineage: Eukaryota; Fungi; Ascomycota; Leotiomycetes; Helotiales; Pleuroascaceae. The transcript is spliced from 2 exons.